AAACAAGACCUACUUCUGUGGACUUCAUAGCUGGUGAUGGCUACAUGUUAAUGCUUUUCCCAGAAGCUCCAUAACUGAAAAAUAAUUUUGUGGAAGAGACAUUGUGUUGAAGUGAUGAACUGGAAAUUCAAGAUUUUAUCCAUGUUUUAGUUGACUUUGACUAGUGCUCCAUGAUAGAAAAAAUAGAAUUUGUGAGUUGAAAAUAUUAACUUUUAACAUUUUAAGAGUGACUUUAUGCUGGAUUUCAGAGUGGUUUUUGAGGUUACUUUGUUAAUGAGAAAAAUACUUACAAAAAGUGAAGAAAUCAAGUCAUCUUGCAAGAUAAUCACGUUAUUAACCCUGGAUAAGAAAUAAAAGAGGUUCAAGAACGAUAGCAUUGAGAGUGAACCAUUUGGCCAGGUUUUCAGGAUGCAGGUUGAAGAGCUAAUGGAUGGCCACCCAGUGCCAGUCCUCAUUUUGAAUGAGGAAACAGAUACCUUUGAGUUAGAUGAGGAAGCUUUAGAAGAAGUUCUACUGAAUCCUAGGAUUGCUGACAAAUAUGUGUGUGUCCUUGCUGUUGCUGGAGCCUUCAGAAAAGGCAAAUCCUUUCUUCUUGAUUUUCUUCUUCGAUAUAUGACUGCACAGCAAGCAGAUAAUUGGUUAGGAGAUUAUGAGAUACCACUGAAGGGCUUCAAGUGGCGACAGGGAGCUCGGCGAGAGACUACAGGAGUUCUCAUUUGGAGUGAACCUUUUAUAGUCAAGAAGUGGACAGGUGAAGAGAUUGCUGUCAUUUUAAUGGAUACCCAAGGUACCUUUGACAUCCAGUCAUCAAUGAAAGACUCCACUAUUGUUUUUGCAUUGACAACAAUGGUUUCAUCUGUUCUUGUAUACAACUUGAUGAACAAUAUUCAAGAAGAUGACUUGAUGAAUCUUCAACUUUUUACAUCAUAUGGAAUGCUUGCCCAAGAGGAAUGUGAUGCAGAUGCCACUCACCCAUUCCAGAGGCUGCAUUUUUUAGUACGAGAUUGGGGAUUCCCAUAUGAAGUUCCCUAUGGAUAUCUUGGGGGUCAGCAGUUGCUGGAUGAAAUUCUUAUGGUGAAAGAAAAGCAGCAUCCAGCACACCAAGAAGUUCGUCGUGAUCUACGGAAGUGCUUUAGAGAUAUAAAUUGCUAUUUGAUGCCUCAUCCUGGCUUUAAAGUCAUCCAGAAGGCAGACUUUGAUGGCAGAUUAGCAGACAUAGAAGAGGAAUUUGUCAAUCACCUGAAGGUUCUCGUGCCACGAUUGCUUGCCCCGGAAAACUUGGUGAAGAAAGAAAUUGGUGGGCAGCCUAUCAAAGCUCGCGACCUCUUGAAGUUCUUCACCCUUUUCAUGGAGGUUUUUAAGGACAAUGACCUCCCAGAGCCAACGACGCUUGUUGAGUUUGCUGCUCGGGCUAGCAGCCAGGCAGCCCUUGAGGCAGGCAAGGAAGUUUAUGUGGAGGUAAUGGAAGCCCUAGUUGGUGGAGACAGGCCUUUCCUCAAGACAGCCCAGAUGGAAGCAGAGCACAACAAGGCAAAAGAUCGGGCAUUCAAGACUUACCUUGAAAAGAACAAAUAUGGUAGAAAAAAUCAAAGUGUUGUUGAGAGGUAUCAAGGUGCACUAACAGAGGAGAUUGAAAAGAUGUUCCUCAAAUACUCACAACAGAAUGAAGCCAAAAAUGUUUUCAAGGCAGCUAGAACUCCAGCAACCCUGUUUUGCAUCCUUAUGUUCUUCUACCUUAUGUCUGGAGUUUUUGGACUCCUUGGCAUGUAUUCUUUUGCCAGUAUGUGCAAUCUAGGCAUGGGAGUCUUUCUAUUAAUGCUCACUGCUUGGGCCUAUGUAAGAUACAGUGGGGAAUACAGAGAUGCUGGCAUGUACAUCGAUGAAGUGGCUUCAUUUUUGUGGGAAAAUGUUAUACGCCCUGUUUACCAUACAUACAUGGAAAAGUAUUUGAAGGUGCAGCCGAACAAGCGGCACAGCAAGCAAUAUCCAGUACACUUGCUAAUGGGAAGAUCAAGGCAUCGUGAUCCCACCUUGGUGUUUACUGCUGUUCCAGGGAAUAAAACUUGUUAUUAUAUGUAAAAGUUUUGUUUUCCAAUAAAAUUUCAUUUUUAUAUGGAAGGAUGUUGAGGUUUUCAAAGUCUUGAUAUUGAAAUAUUUUGUGACAGGUAGUUGAAAAUCGUUUUUGAUAUUAGAAUUGUCAGCUUUUUAUGUUAACCAUGAGUCUGUUGGUGUUUUAUUUGUGUUACUUUUGCAAGAUUUUGUUCCCUCCAUACAUUACGUAGAAGCCUUUUUCAUACAUUUUAGCUGUGAUACAUUUGCUGUAUAAAGUAAACAUUUUUACUCUGAAAUUUUGUAUCUUUCUAAAGGAAAUUGAAAGUAAGUUAUUGUUUCUCCAAUAAGUUAUUUGUAAUAAAGCGCUUGCAGAUGUAUGGAAAGGUAGAAGAGAUGUGAGUAUUAAAAUGGUGAGAGGAUUGAACAAAAUCUUGGGUGAAUGAUCUGUAGGUUAGACUUUCAUAUUGAACUUUGUAUUAUUUUAUCUCGUAUGCCAUCCUUAUAUUGAAUGUUUUUACUAGUUUGUAUAAAAAAUAUUAUUUGUUAGGUAUCAUGUAUUGGACUAAUAUAUCAGUCUUGUUUUUGAAGUGCCAAAUAUAUUGCUUAUAGUUCAAAGGUUUAUUUUUGGUGGGUUGGCUGUAUUUACAGUUUGGUGUAGAAAUUUCUUGCCAGCUUUAUUAAUUUAUUGGUAGCAAGUCUUUAUAUGAUAGCUUAUUAGUCUUCUGACAGUAUACAUGGAAGGAAUGAACUAAAGUUUUAGCAGUGGUUUACAGGUGAAUAUGCCACUUGACUCACGAUAAUACAACUGCUUUCAAGUUUGGUAAAUACAACAGAAGAAUGUCCUUGGUGUAGAAGACGGUUAUAUUUUCACAUUUUAAGAUGUCACAUAAACAAAAAAUUUUUUGGCACGAACUUUCUUUCUCAUCUAGUGAAUAAAUUUUAAAUUAACUUAA
This is a messenger RNA of Macrobrachium nipponense, 3005 nucleotides long. RefSeq names its product atlastin-like (gene atl). Gene Ontology annotation, molecular function: GTP binding; GTPase activity. Gene Ontology annotation, biological process: protein homooligomerization; endoplasmic reticulum organization. NCBI's taxonomy places the organism in Eukaryota, Metazoa, Arthropoda, Malacostraca, Decapoda, Palaemonidae. The record is from RefSeq and is a predicted model, not a curated record. The transcript is spliced from 13 exons. The coding region runs from base 409 to 2079 and encodes 556 amino acids.